UCGAGUGUUGUUUAAUGCCGGUGUCACUGCUAUAGGUUAAAUUAAAGUUCCUCAAUAUAUCGGUUAUAUCAAUCAUUUUUUCAGUAUUGUGACGUAAUUGUUAAAUAAUUACAGUAUGGUCGUGUUUACUUGCAACCAUUGCGGCGAUUCAUUAAGAAAGCCCAAAGUGGCUAUACAUUACCAGCAGAUAUGCCGGAAUGCACCCUUUGUAACCUGCGUGGAUUGUCUGAAAGAUUUUCGAGGUGAUGAAUACGUUGCACACACUAAAUGUAUAACAGAAGCUGAAAGAUAUGGCGCAAAACAUUAUGUUCCAAAACCUGGUGCAAACAAGGGUGAACGCAAGCAGCAAGAAUGGAUUAACAUUGUUAAUGAUUUGCUGCAUGGGACAAUGGAACUGUCAAAUGCAGAAAGGAACUUUCUGAAUACUUUGUCAAAAUAUGAAAACAUACCAAGAAAGAAAGCUAAAUUUCUUAACUUUGUGCGCAAUGCAAUAGGUAAUCGUGUAAAUGCGACAGUUGUGGAGAGUACAUGGAGCAAAAUGGAGAAUGCGCACAAGCAGAGUCAACAAGUAGUUACAAAGGCACCAAAGAAAGAUCCUAUACAAAAUCAAGAGCAGAGUAAAGAUGAGACAACACAUACUCAAAAGGAUUCUAACAAUUCAUUUGACAAUCAGAAUCUCGCAGAAAAUCAAAAUAAUGAAAAUAUAUGUAAAGAAAAUAAUUCUAUGAGUCAUCAAAAUGAAAAUGAUAAUGCAUGCGAGAUAACCAAUGGUUACCUACAUGAAACUCAAAAUAAAUCUAAAAAACGAAAAUUGGAAUUAACCAGCAUUCAAUCAGAAGAUCAAACGGUUGCAAAAAUUAAUAAACAAUCUAGUUCAGAUAAUGGAAACAAUGUUGCUACAUUCUAUUGGAAGAAAACUAUUUUAGAUAUUUUACAAAUUAAGGGUGAAAUUCCUUUAAAAAAACUACGAAAUAAGGUUAUAAAAAAAUAUAUAUGUUAUGUUUUUAGCUUAAAUGAUGAUACCUUUAAACUGACUGAAUAUGCAAAAGCUAUUGCAAAGUUUGACAAAACAAUGGAAAAGUUAAGAAAAUCAUCUGCAAUAUGUAUUUUAAAUAAUAAAAUUAAAUUAUUGUAG
Cyphomyrmex costatus is the source of this 1135-nucleotide messenger RNA. Its product is annotated as cell growth-regulating nucleolar protein. Gene Ontology annotation, molecular function: DNA binding. NCBI's taxonomy places the organism in Eukaryota, Metazoa, Arthropoda, Insecta, Hymenoptera, Formicidae. Bases 116 to 1135 code for a protein of 339 amino acids. Gene Ontology annotation, cellular component: nucleolus. The record is from RefSeq and is a predicted model, not a curated record. The transcript is spliced from 3 exons. Gene Ontology annotation, biological process: rRNA processing; negative regulation of transcription by RNA polymerase II.